Molecule: messenger RNA, 609 nt
Organism: Seminavis robusta
Lineage: Eukaryota; Bacillariophyta; Bacillariophyceae; Naviculales; Naviculaceae
Source: the annotation of a GenBank genome assembly
AUGGCUCUCCCCCUGCGACCCAAACUCCAUCCAAACGUGCUGGGCCGCCAAAUGCUCUACAGUGACGCCAUGCAGUAUGCCAACGACAAGUUAUCUGGAAAACUGGUGGUGAUUCUCAAUGCGGAUAUUUACUUGGGAAGUGGUGUAGAUCAACUCUUACGUCAUCGCCAUCUAUUGGAACCAAAGAACAAUGGCAGCCCCGUUGUCCUCAGCUUGACUCGACACGAACAUGGCACUUGUCGGACCACAAAUAAUGCUAGCAAUCAACCAUCAAAUGAUUGGUGUGGAUGUCCCUUUACAAGACCUGGCCUUUAUUUUGGAUCGCAUGAUUCUUUUUGGUUCGAGCCGCCACUCGACAACAGGGCGAUUGAACGGUGCCAACACGUACAGAAUCGGUGGGGAGCUGAACACAAAGUAAUAGUUGAACUUUUGAGGGUUGGCUACAACGUUGCAAAUCCCUGUCUGACAAUCCACACCCAUCACCACCAUGCCACUGACGUUCAUCCAUGGGCAAAAGAAGCAGGUGGAAACGACGUCUUGGCAGAUCCGACGGAUCACUUGCCUCUCCCUCCGACAACGCUGGAUCAAAUUGUCUCCGAUUGUACAUAG